Messenger RNA from Oxyura jamaicensis (ruddy duck), 5363 nucleotides. It is a transcript of the gene EMB, whose product is annotated as embigin. NCBI's taxonomy places the organism in Eukaryota, Metazoa, Chordata, Aves, Anseriformes, Anatidae. The coding region runs from base 211 to 1332 and encodes 373 amino acids. The transcript has 11 exons. The record is from RefSeq and is a predicted model, not a curated record.
CCUUCUUUUUUUUAUUUUUAUUUAGGUUCCUGUCGCAGCUGCGGCAGACGUUUCCCCCCACCCCCCCCCAGAGCCGCUGCGGCCCCCUUCAGGCUUCCCCAGCAGGGCGGUAGCGCGGGGCCGGGCCAGCGGCUGCGGUGGGGUGCGGCGCCGAGAGGAGCGCGGAGGGAGGGCGGGUGGCCGGAGGAUCUCGGCGGCGGGGCGCCCACCAUGCCUGCACGCUUCUCCGAGAGCCGCUCGGGGCGGCUGCUGCUGCUGCUCUGCCUCUGCCUUAGCCUCCCGGGAGGGAGCCCCGCAGAUCUGGCUGUGACACCACAGGAUGCCAAUCAGACUCAAGAGAACUCUCUGACUCGGAUGCCAACUGGACUUAAAUCAUCUCCUGAGCCCAUGACAACUGCACAAACUGUGAACCGGCAAACCUGGGGGGGCAGCAUUUCAGAUCACUUGACACUUGGACCUGAUGCAUCUACAUCUGGUCCAGAUCUUACCACGAUGGAGUUCAAGCAGGACACCAAGCUGAACACAUCUAAUGGCCUUUAUGUGGAGUAUGAGGUACUCCUUUCUGGUGAUUCUGGUACUGCUGUGGUAAAAAAUAUCACUUUGGACAGUGCAGUUAAAAUUGAGCUCUCAUGCAAACUGGAUGAUAAAUAUUCCUCUCUGAAAGUGCUUCAAGUGACUUGGAAGAAGGGAAAUGAAACAAUUGAACACAUCAAUAAAACAGAAAAUAGCUGGAGCAUCCAAUUGACAGUCUCCGAUAACAGUAAGCUGGGAAGUUACAGUUGUACUGUGAAAGGUGAAGAAGAAUUCAGUGUGGUAUUUCAUUUACAAGUACCAAAAAUUGAUGUAAAAGACAAACCCGUAAUCACUUAUGAAGGAGACGCAGCUGUACUGGUUUGUAAAAGUCCCGGUUAUAGUCCCAUUUCUUGGACCUGGCAUAUGACCAAUGGAAGUGAACAGAUUGCCAUUAAUGACUCUUUGCUGUUGGACAAGUAUGUAAUAAAUAGAGUAUUUCCCAACAUAACCCAACUGAAGAUACUGAAGCUUACCAGUAAAGAUGACGGUGUAUACUGGUGUGAAGCUGCUUUUGAACUAGGAAAAAGUAAAGGAAAACUGAAGCUUAAAGUUCUGUCACUCAUGGUGCCACUCAAGCCCUUUCUAGCAAUAGUGGCUGAAGUUGUUGUAUUAGUAGCUGUUAUUUUCCUUUUUGAGAUAUAUUCGAAAAGGAGAGAGAAACGUGCAGAAGUUGAAAGAGAAUUUGACCAAAUUGAGCAACUUAAAUCAGAAGAAAGCAAUGGUGUGGAAAACAGUAGCACUAGACACAGAAAAGUUUAAUCUGGUUCCUAGAAAGGAGAUGAAGCCUACAGAAGCGGAAAUCAUCACAAAGCUACAGAAGAUAUAUGCAGCCAUGCAUUUUAAACAUCAACCAUGCUUCUACAUAGACUCUUCUACACUUGUGAGAAAUAUGAUGCUUUUAAGAUAGCUGUGAAAUGGCUCAUUUUAUACAGAUAAUGAAUUCUAAUAUACUGCAUAUAGACUCUUGGUGUCUGUAACAUUGAUGUUUGUCAUUUACUAAACGGCAGUUUGUAUGUGGUCAGAUUUUGUAUUGUUUUGUGACUGAUCUGUUUAAUUUUGUCAUAAAUUAGUACUAUGCUUGCUUUUACUGAAUGAACAGGUAAUAUAGAAUGGGCUUAUUAUCAAAAAGUGGAUAUUGAAGGCUUGUUAGAAAGCUGGACUUGCAAGAUCAAAAAUCUAUUUCCACCAAAGAAAAUGCCUUUUACUAGCAUAUAAAGCAAAUGUGACAUACAGCCAUUUUUACCAAAGAAAUGGUCAAAGGGAAAUCUUUAUCAUGGCUUUAAAUGAAACAUCAACAGUUUUGCAACUUUCAGUGAACAGGAAAAUGUCUUCAUUGUAACUUUUGCUUAGCUUUAUUUAAUUCAGAAGGAAAUAUAGAUAUGUUUUGAGUACUUAAGAAUUUCUUUUAAGAUGUCCUGCCAUAUGCCUGUGGUGCCAGACUAUUUCCAUAUAGGCUAAGCACUUGAAUACUGUGCAGAUUGGGUGUUUCGACACUCUUUCAGAUGAAAGAAGCAAUGGGGAUACAGUACCAUAUCAAAAUAUAACUGAAAUAAUUCCCUACACUUGCACAAAUGUAGACCACAGGAUGUGUGAGAUUUGCAGAACCAGUUCUGACUAUACGUUACACAGAACAAAGAAACUUUAAGAAAUUCACCUAUGUGGUUCGUAACAUACACUGUGCAAUUAGUAUUUCUACUUGCUUCUGCUUAUGGUGUUGCUUGACAAACUCGUAUCAGAGAACAGCAAAGGUGUUGAACAACUAAAAAUCCUAGGGUAAUACAAUAAAGCAGCAUGAGUACCACUAGUUCUGUUCACACACAGAAUUGUGGUACUGUUUAAAUUGUGCUAUUGUUGUAGAAAAGUUAGCUGCCAUAAUAAAUACACCAAUUAAUUGCAUUAUAUAUUCAGCAAUUGAAAAUGCGCAACUAAUGGAAGAGCAAGCAACUAAUAGAAAAAGAGUAGAUUGCAUUAGUAGCCUUUUUAUUUUUGCUAAUCCAAAAGGAAAAAUAGAAAAUCUUAUUUUGUGGACAGGAAAAAGUGGACUUUCCAAAAGCAUUUCUUCUCCUAACAAAGAUGUAAGGAAAAAAACAGGCAGCAUUUGCGAAAUCCCUAGUCAAGUGAAAAGAAAAAAAGUAUAAAUUGCAUUGCCUCAAGUGGCCAUUUCUUUUUGAAGACAGAAAAAGGUAAAGGCUAGCAUUGGCUGUUUUGUUAGAAAUUAACAAAAUCUAGUCUGAUCAGUACUUUGCUACUUUUUCACAUUUAUUUAGCAGCCUUAACAAUUAAAGGUUAAAGCUUGAAUACAAAACAAUGGGAAGUAUAUAAACAUGAAAUGAUUGUAAGGGCUGAAUACUGAUAAAGAUUUCCCUUGAUAAGAUACUAUGUUUAUUAUAUUUUGCCAUGGAGUUUCUAUGCACUGUAAAAGACAAUGCAUUUACAGGUUUUUAUAUGAAUUUCUUAUUGAUAGAACAGCAUUUUUUUUGCUACAGCAAGUAAAUGUUUGCAGGUUAAAAAUAACUACUUCUGUAUGUUGAUAGCUUGAAACAUAAUUUUAAGUUUAUUGUUUGUUACAGAAUAUGGAUUUUUGUAGGAAAUGCAGUAGUAAAAAAAGUUUUUUUUAAAAAAAACAACAACAACAACAAAAAAACUAAAACAAGGCUAGGUACAAUCCAAAAAAGCAUGCUAUAAGGUGGGGAGGGGACAGGGAACUUCUAAUCAGAAACGGGAACAAUUUGUUUCUGCCUUAGUUAGCAUUCCUGCAUGAUUUUAAAAUUGUGGUAUGAGGUCUUGGUCACCCACAGGCAUGUUACAUGAAUAGUGUUUUGCCUUAGUAAACAAGGGCUGCAGUGACAGGAAGCAGGAACCAGAGAAUGUGAACUGUGUACCUUAGAUCUAUGAUGUGUUUCUCCUAUCAGCACUGUAUUAGAGUCAAACUGGCUGCAGAAACUGUAGUUUGAUCUUGACCUGCCGCCAGCAUGUUUUGUUUGCUCUGUUUCCAAGGGACUUGAUGUUUUUUGGGUUGGUAAUUAGGCUUAUUCUUCACGUCUGCCUUGGUUCAGACCUUCUAGGUCCAUUCCCUUACCAGAGGGGAAUAAUAAAAAACAGAUAUUAAAUAAUUAGCGUAAGUAACUGAUAUAACUCUAAAGGCAAAACUAACUUUUUUAGUUCAGAUACCAUGAAAGAAGCUCUAAGGAUCUAUAAAUACGUAUCUCAUGAGAAAUAGUUAACACAUUGUAUAUAUUAAAAAUGUUCCUACUACAGUUGUUUUACCUAUGUUUUAUUAUGCAAACAUAGCAUUUAACAAAACAAAAAAGGCCAUUAAUAAAAAAAAAAAUCAGAGCCAAAAACAAUUCUUAGGUUAUUUUCUUCAAACACAGCAGUUAAAUCCAAGUGUAAGGAUCCAGAGUAUUAAUUCUAGUAAGCAAGCAGUCAUCUUUAACAACUAAGUUAAACUGGUAGGGUGAUUCAAACCAUUCUAUUUGUCUGGUAAACCUUGUCUGCCUGGAUCAAAUCCUUGUUUGGCAAGAAGUGAUAUAUUACUGUUUGCCAUACCAACAAAAAAAAAAAAUAGGCAUUUUGUGGAGGAAAAGAAUUGUACUAGUCCUUGAAAAAAUGCUAAAAGGCCAUGGUUCCUGAUGCUUUGACCUAUUCACUGAAAAUCCCUCCACUUCCUGUACAUCCAGAGCAGCUGCAAGACCAGACUCCUAGUUAAGUUGUGCAAAUACUGGACAAAUUUACUAGACUGUGAACUUGCAUAAAACCAUAUGAGUACUUCCUAAGGACCAAGACCUAGGAAUUAACUAAUAGUGGGCCAGGAUAAUUAAGCUAUUAACUGUAGGUCUGUUGAUGUACAAUCCUGAGAAAGAGAAGAAAAAAGCCAUCAGUAUUAAUGUUGAUACCAAAAUCUGCAUUUGUGUGCACCUGUAAUUGUUUUUCAGCCAAAGAAAACAAGGUUUAUAUUCUUCCUUAUGUAUUUAAAACUUUCAACACUGUUGACUGAGCAACUAAAAUUGGAAAUAAACUUUCUGAUUCUAAAAGAAAGUUGAUCCUUGAAAACUUCACCAGUUUCACGUAGUUUUGCAGUCCUGUUAUUUUCUUUUCCAGAACACACACACAAAAUGCAUUGAACUACAUACGAAAUACGAUAGUCAAAGUUACAAGGCUUACAACUUUUUACCAAAGUGAUCUUUGAAUUGUCUAAAUUUAUUGUUGACCAUGUCUGAGCCUUUUUUUGUUCUUGAAUUUUAUAAGACUUCAAACUUCUAAUGUUUGUUCCAUCUUAGCCAAAAUAUAUAUAUAUAUAUUUUUCUUAAAGACAUUGUCUGGUUUGUUCUUCAAUUAGCCUUCCAUUUAAGAAAAUAAAGAUUGUAUUAUUUUUCAUUCGUAGGGUAGUAUUUCCAUCAGCUGACUUGCUGAAUUAUUUUCAAGUUGACAUUAAGAGUUCUGCAACAGUGCCUUGAAGGAAAGAAUUUGUUUACCAUAGUUAAGUUCAUUUUUUUCUCUUUUGCAAUAUGUUUGUUAAGAGUUUCAGAGGAAAUUUGACAGCAAAAUCUAUUUUUCUAUUAAAAGACUACUGAGCCUACUGCUUUUAUCAUGCUUGCCUUAUUUUACUCUGAUUUUAUACUCUGUGCUCACUUGACUGUUUUAUUGUUUUGCCUGAGCAGUAAGAUGUAUACAGAAAAUGAGUAUCUUCUCCUAUAUGUUUAAUAUAUAUGCAAUAAGGAGAAUAGUUAUAAGUAGUAUCAAACAGCAAUAUUGUACUUAGAAAUAAUUCCAAUAAACUUAAGAAAGAA